AUGAAGAUGGAGAACUUGACGUGGACGUGGAGAAACGUGAGCAGAGUUCUGUCGGAGCUGGACGGGACGGGAGCCGAGGAGGAGCAGGAGGAGGAGCGGGGCGGUGCGGGGGGCGGCGGGCUGCGCGUCCUCGUGGGCUGCGUGCUCUUCCUGCUCAUCGUGUCCACGCUGCUCGGGAACACGCUCGUGUGCGCCGCCGUGGUUCGGUUCCGACACCUGCGCUCCAAAGUCACCAACUUGUUCGUCAUCUCUCUGGCCGUGUCCGACCUGUUCGUGGCCGUGCUCGUGAUGCCGUGGGAGGCCAUCACGGAGGUGACGGGCACGUGGCUGUUCGGGCGGUUCUGUGAGGUCUGGAUCGCCUUCGACAUCAUGUGCUCCACCGCCUCCAUCUUGAACCUGUGCAUCAUCAGUGUGGACCGGUACUGGGCCAUCGCCAGCCCGUUCAAGUACGAGCGGAAGAUGACCCAGCGCGUGGCGUUCGUCAUGAUCGGGGUGGCGUGGACCUUGUCCAUCUUGAUCUCCUUCAUCCCGGUGCAGCUCAACUGGCACCAGGCAGGCGAGGAGGAGGCGGAGGAGGUGACGGAGGAGGUGAUGGAUGUGAUGGCGUCCAGCGGCAGGAACUUCACCAACAGCAGCAACGCCGGCGCCGCCACCAAGAGCUGCGUGGCCAACCUGAACAGAACCUACGCCAUCUCCUCGUCCUUCAUCAGCUUCUACAUCCCCGUGGUCAUCAUGAUCGCCACCUACACCCGCAUCUACAGGAUCGCUCAGACCCAGAUCCGCCGGAUCACGUCUUUGGAGAGGGCGGCGGAGCAGGCGCAGAACCAAGGCCACGGCAUGAACCGGAACCAGCACCAGCAGCAGCGACCCAAUGACGAGGCCUCGCUCAAGUCGUCCUUUAAGAAGGAGACCAAAGUCCUGAAGACACUGUCCAUCAUCAUGGGCGUGUUCGUCUUCUGCUGGCUGCCCUUCUUUGUCCUCAACUGCACCGUCCCGUUCUGCGACCCGCCCUGCGUCAGCGACACCACCUUCACCGUCUUCGUCUGGUUCGGCUGGGCCAACUCCUCCCUCAACCCGGUCAUCUACGCCUUCAAUGCCGACUUCCGGCGGGCCUUCGCCACCAUCCUCGGUUGCAACCAGAUCUGCUCCAGCAACGCGGUGGAGGCGGUGAACUUCAGCGACGAGCUCGUCUCGUACCACCACGACACAACGCUCCACAAGGAGGCGCUGGUCCCUGCGCAGCAGCAGCAGCAUCCUCGCACCAUCAACGUCGGGUCCGACCACCUGGAGGACGUGAGCGCUCAGUUUGACGAGGAGUCGCUCAUCUCCAACCGAUCCCAGAACCACAACCGACUGCUGCUGCUGCCCACCACCGUGCAGCUCGAGGACGACCACGAAAUCUCCCUGGAGACCAUCACGCCGUUCACUUCGGUGGCAGGACUUGAGAGUGACGGUCUGAUACCGGGACAGGUCCACCAGGACGGAUAGGACAGAACCGCCAUUACCAAACAGGAAGUUAGGCUUCAGAAUAAAAGCAUAAAGUGUUUUGAGAUAUUGGACUCAGCUGAUCUUUAAAAACACGACAGACUUUUUUUACAUGACUGGUUUCGGAUCCAGAUGAAGUCUGGAGACAAACGUCCUGCACGUCAGUGUGACGCGUUCAGGGACCAAAUGCUGCCAAAAUAUGCAAAAUAUUGUCUGUCUUCAUCAGGACAGAAUCUGGUCCUGUCACUGGUGGUGCAUUCAGGGACAGAUGCAGCAGUAUUACAGUUCAUCACAGCGUCAGGUGAUGGAGCAAUAUAUAAACAAUAUAAAACAUCAUCUCUGUGUUUCAGUGAGUCAGUCCACGUCCAUGUUCUGAUAGUUCCACACGCUCGACAUGAUAUUUGUUUAUUUCCUCCAUCUGUGAAUGUUUCUGUAGUUUGUGUCUGAAUAUGAUCUGAGCUCGGCCGUGAGUGUGUGUUACACCUCAGCCUCAGAACCAGCAGUGAGCAGGAACACAGUCAUCAGCCCAGCCAGGUGGUCCUGCUGGGUUUGGCUCCUGGUUUGGUCCGGUCCAGCUGCUGACAGCUGAAGUUCAUAAAGAUCUGCAUAGUGAACUCUGACAUAAAUUCAUAUUCAGAUUGAUAGAUCUGAGGUCUAACGUCGGUCUCACUGUUUGUGGAUCAGAGUCAUUAACGAGGACUUAGAGAAGCUGAGUUCAUUACAGAGGAUUAAAGGUGUUUGUAACAAAGCUUAAAACACUUUCAUGGAUUUAAUAUGAAACAGAAAGAACAGAAAGUUCUAAACGAGCUGACGGGUCGGGGCUUUGGAUCCAGACAGAGCAGCAGGAGGUCUGUCUGCAUGUCGCUGCCCCCCAAGAUGAACUGAAACCAUGAUUCCUGCUGCUUUUUGAUCGGAUUUCUCUUCGUGUUCCGAGGUCCGGUUCUGUAGAGAAACAACCUGCCAAGCAAGUCCAAAACAUUCUUCCUUUUUCCAUCAGAGGAAACAUACCUGCAGAAUUUAAAAUGAAGAUGAACGAAUGAAGAGAGAGAAGAGCAGACUGGAGCCGAGGACACAAGAUAGAGAUAGAUAGAUACUUUAUUGAUCUGAAGGAGAUCCCAUCAUACAUUGAACAUUAGAACAUGCAUUAGGAUCGACCUCUGACACCGUGACCACGCGAGAUCAUCUAAUCAUCUAAAUGUGCAGAGGGGAAGAAACUUCUAAUGAAACGUUUGCAUAGAAAAUAAAUGUAACAGUGUGAAGUGAAGCCGUGCUACGUCUGUACGAGACUCUAAAAACACAAAACUGAUAGAAACUAUAGAAAAAAUAGAAAGUGAUGGUAGAAAUAAAAAUAUGAGUUAGAAUGGAUCUGAUGUUCUUCAGUCUGCUGGUGGAGCAGGACAUGGACAGCAGUCCUCUGCCUGGUGAAGCUGUGCAGAGGGUGGUGGACAGCAGUUUGUCCUCAGUCCUUCUCUCUGUCUCUGAGUCCUGCUCUGUGUCCACCACUGUGAAAAAAUGUCAUUCUGUGAGUCAUUAUUAAAGCAAACAAACCAAAGCACCUGAACUUGUGUAUUUCAUCGAGCAGCUCAAACAGAGUGAGCUUCCAAAGGUUCCUGUCUAACAUCAGAGGAACGUCCAGGAUUUCUCUCUCUGCUCGCUCCUUUCAUCUUCAGUCAGUCGUGGAGUUGAAACAGAGUGGAGGCCCCCGGGGGCCACUGAGGGGACGACCCCAUGAACCCCACAGGUGUUUCCUUCAGGUUCAGGUGCAUCACCAUCAUCACCAUCAUCAUCUUCAUCAU
Larimichthys crocea (large yellow croaker) is the source of this 3281-nucleotide messenger RNA. Its product is annotated as D(1)-like dopamine receptor. The record is from RefSeq and is a predicted model, not a curated record. Bases 1 to 1488 code for a protein of 495 amino acids. Gene Ontology annotation, molecular function: G protein-coupled receptor activity. Gene Ontology annotation, biological process: positive regulation of MAPK cascade; adenylate cyclase-activating adrenergic receptor signaling pathway. Lineage: Eukaryota; Metazoa; Chordata; Actinopteri; Sciaenidae. Gene Ontology annotation, cellular component: plasma membrane. The transcript has a single exon.